GUCACACAGACGCAAGUGUAAAAGUAGAAGCUCCAACUGUUGCCCGGACUAACCCACGAACAGCAUCCACGCUCUGACACAGAGGAGUGAGACAGAGCGGAACGAGCAACGAGGAGAGGGGGGAACUUUUACGCACAGCUUGGAGAGUCUGGAUUGUUCGGGGGCUUCUUUAAAAAUUCACUUUGGAUAGUUUUUCACACCGUUUUUCUUCUUUUUUUUCCCCCUCUUGGAUUCUAAAUGGCAGCUCUAAGUCUAAUUCCCUCGCACCUGCUCCUGCUGAUGUUAAACUGUUUCCUGGGUGCUGCAUCUGUCAGGACCUUGAAAGGAGGCACCGGGAGCGCACAGGACAGUGGUUUCUUCCACUCCACGUCGUCGGACCUGUUUCUCGAUGACCUGGAUCAGGAUAUGGUCUCCCAACACAUGUUUAAACUGUAUGAGAAAUGCAACAGGGAAAACCGUCUCAAAGAGGGGAACACUGUCAGGAGUUUCAGAGCCAGCCAAGGUGCGUGAAUGCUUUGAUUUACCUGCCUAUUACGCAACCGAUAGGUAACCUUCCUGCAAACGUAUAAAGCAAAAACAACUAAAGAAGAAAUAUAUGAUAAUGCGAGUGCGCGUGAACGUCAGAGAGCUCCCUGAUCCUCUCCAUGAAUGGUUAUUAAAAGUGCACGCGCUCAGACGGUGCAUGGCUCGAGCCGACUCUCUAAAUAGGUACGGUUGUUUUGGAACAGUCUGAGAAUGCAUGUAAAUGAUUUCUGGACGCUGGUGGGCUCACUGUGUUUUGUAGCAGCAGCUGCGUCCUGUCUGAUCAAUUCCCGCAGACACGCGCGCAAUAUACCCAAGAAUGCACGCGAUUCCUCCGCCAGCCGUGUCCUAGCGUCAGUAACCUACAGUAAAACUUCAGCAGCAGCAGCUAUAAGCGCUGCAAAGGGUCAUUGUCCCGGCUCCUGUGUUCCUGUUGUGGCUACAGGACAUGUGUGGCUCCACGUCCUGGAGUCAAAGGGGCUUAGCGCACAGUCGUUCCUCUCUGCCUGAUGCUGUUUUUAAAAACACAACUCAUAGACAUUUUAUCCCACAUACUUCUCAGAUGGCAUAGCAUAACACGUGUGUAUUUUUACUGCAGAGGCUGCGUGUAAUCCAAGGAGAGAUGUAAGGGAGUUUUCACAACAAUGUAAGAUCUGUUAAAACAGUUGAUUUUGUCUUGGUGUCUGGGCAGACAGUGCUGGCUGUAUUAGGCUUAAGGGGGAAGCUUUAAAGGAGACUGAGGUAAGCAUUUCCAUAUGCAGGCUGAAUCCGAGGUAAUGUAUAUCUCUUGAGUCAGUCCAUGCUUCCGCUGAACUCUUAUACAAUGAACAAUAACUCUGCUGUUGAAGUUAAUGUUCAUCAUGAAUAUGUAGCUCUCUAUUCAACUCUCUCUGCCCCUGCCAGCCUGAUCCUGAGGGUCUGGUUCCUCUUAAGGGCACCUUCCCUCAGACGUGUAGCUGUGAACUAACAGUUUAGCGCAGACAUGUUGCAAAGAACAAGGACAAGUUUUUUAAAGUUCCACUUUUUAACCUCUUAAACGCAGCAGGGGUGAUUUUUGGCACAUUAUGAGCGCUUCUCUCCUCAACGUUUUCCUUCCUCACUGCCAUAUGAGACUCAACCGCUAAAUUCUGCUUUUAGCAUUCUUUCUACCAAAACUACUUAAAAUAGGUAAAAUACAACUUAAAAUCACCUGCUUCCGAGUGCCCAUAUUGGCAAAUACUUUCAUCGCAUUGUGCCGAACAUUUGAGCUCAUACGGGCCUCAUGAGAAGCUAAGGGAUAAUGGAGCAUACUACAUUUUGGCUUACGGUUCCUUUGCACAAACAAACACUAUGAAUAAAGACAGCUAAACUCCAUAAAUGACCUUGUUUCUGUCAUUUUUAGAUUCACAGAUCAGCAGUAAAUGUUGAGGAUGCGUGCCGGUAUCUCCAAAACUGUUUUGUGGGUUAAAACAAAGUUUCAUUGUCAGGUUGCCCACCUGACUCACCAACAAUGAUUGAUCUAUUGCUCUGGUUUCAGACUCCUCUGACCAUAGGACGGUGUACCGACUGAACCUCACCACCCUCCAGGAUUCAGAGGUCGUCCUCUCCGCCACAUUCCACUUCCUGCUCGAUCGUCGCCCUCAUCACAAACCCUGGUUCUGUAAGCGCUUCAAAAGCCCAUCCUGCCGAUCCUCAGCCGUCCAGCCUUCUCCGUCCAUCAGCCUGCUCCUUCGUUCUGUCUCCUCGGGGUCAGAGGUCAGAUCUGGGUCAAUGGGGUCACUCCUAGGCAACGUGACCUUCCACCCCCACAGGAGAGGGGUGUGGCAGAUGAAAGAUGUGACCCAGGUCAUAAAGGAGGCAAGGGAAAAGGGUCAUCUCCUGGUGUCAGUGGAGUUGGACUUAGGGCGGCAGUACCUCAUGAAACCAGAGGAGGUGCUGCCUCCUGGAGGUCUGCCCUACCUGCUGCUGUAUGCCAAUGAUCAAGCUUUGGCAGAACCCAACAGCGUGGCCUCAAGCCUUCAGAGGUACGACCCGUUAAAGGAGGACGGAGUGCCCUCUCAGUCCCCUCAGCUCCCGCAGAAACCAAACUCGUCACCAGAGCUGAAAGGACGCGUGAGAAGGGAAGCACCUCUGCUCUCUGACACCAUCCAGAACAAUGAGUUGCCAGAGGUCGACUACAGGCCCGAGGGAUACAGGAAGGAUGACCUUUGGGAAAGCACUUGGUACCUGGCACUCAAACCCAAACAUAAAUCAGGAAAGAAAAGAAAGAGCCAAGAGGAUGAAGAAGUGAGGACAGGUGGAAAAGCACACGACAGAAACGAGGAGGUUCUUAGAGAAGUAGAAAGAGUAUCACAGGAGCUAAAGCCAGAUGACUCAAAUGUGAAAAAACUCAAAGAUAGUCAUAUGCAGACUGUCAGCAAUGGACGAAAGCAUGAGCAGAAAAACGAGGGGAAAAAUGGCAAAAAGCACAAGGGGAGCGCCAGCGCUCAGUCGCCCGUUUUGAGCUUCGAUGAACAAACGAUGCGAAAGGCGAGGAGGAGGCAGUGGGGUGACGCCCAGCAGAGAGGCUGCUCCAGGAGGAACCUCAGAGUGGAUUUUGCAGACAUUGGAUGGAGCGAGUGGGUCAUAGCACCCAAGGCUUUUGACGCCUAUUACUGCGCCGGGACGUGUGGGUUUCCCAUGCCAAAGGUAGGAGCACAAAACAAUUCUGAUUCCCGUAAUGUAGUAUUUGUAGACGGGAGUAACCCAUUAAUACUAGUGCAAUUCAAGGAGAACAUACAUGUUUGAGGGUUAAUUUUUGAGCUCUUGUUUGCCUUUACCUGAUUGGACAGUUAAAGAGACAGAUAAUGGGAGGAGAGAGGGAUGGGUAUGAAAUGCACCAAUGAGCGGAACGAGUGUCCAUCCUGCAGCUAGUAUAACUAUGACUGUAGCUCCCGUCAGCUGAGCUCAACCAGAGUCCCAAAAGUCGGUACAAUUUGUCUCUGGAAACCAAAGACAAGAUUUAAAUUGGACAGCAGGCGCCAGUUUGGCCCAGUGGAUAAGUUGCACACCCUACGAACUGAGGCUACAGUUCCCUAAGUUGUGUCCGUCUUUAAAGCUCCAUUGAUGAAUUUUCUAUUAGUGUCAACUUUGGCGCCCCCCUGUGGACAAAGCAGUCUUUUUUCAUCUUGUCCUCUACAUGCUCAAGUAGUGUUUCAUGAAAUGACAGGGCGUUUUCCUGCUGUUGGGUUACCCCUACCACUUCGCACCGGUUUAAGGCAUUUAAAAAUGGUGAUUGAAAUUGUCCUUGUUUGCUUUGGCAUCAAUAUGAAAUUCAUAGGAGCUUUAAAAUUAGUUUUCACUCUGAUUUAUGUUUUUAAAAAAUCAUUUUCUGGACAUUUUAGUUUUAAUUAGUUAGUUUUUGCUAUAAAAAGGGGGUAUGUUGACAACUGAGGCUCUUAAAGCGUACUGUCAGCACCAGGUGGUGGAGUUAAGGAGUAACAGCAAGAAAAAAAACUAUAACAGAAGUCACUGAAACUUUUGUGAGUUAGUGUAUCCUUCUUUGGCAUUUUAUCAGUUGGUUAAAAGUAUGUUUUGGUAAACACAGGGCCUGUGGACAUGUAGACACUAGCUUCCAACAUCACCAGUGGAAUAAGUCAACACAGGCAGUAUUUUGGCCUCAGUUUAGGUAGAGAUGUGUUGUAAAUGGGGAAAAUUGUUGGUACCCGACAUUUUGCCAGCUUGACGAAUAUUUUGCUCUCCUUCAGCAACAUACUGCUGAUGUUUUUUUUAUCAAAUCAUGAUAAUAAACCUUGAGGUUUAGGUAGCAACUCUUUUAAUCAGUUGGAUUGAUUCAAUGACCAUACUACACACCAACACCUGUACACAUUUAAGAGGUGUUUUAAAUACAUCCUUUUGUGACACUUUGCAGUAAAAAAUUUAAAAAUGCUAUUUCCUCAGCUUACAGUUAAUCACUUUGAUUCACACCAACCCUGCAGCAGCAGUAUAAGACAUCAGAGACAUCUUUACAGGAACAGUCAAGGUUGUUGUUAACAGUCUGUUUGUUAUAAAGAGUCACUUUGUUUCAUAGCCAGUUAAAAACUUCUCUCGGGAGCUUUAAGUCUACAUCAUCUCUUUUCGUCAUGAAAUCAGUGUUACCAAGCUGUACCAAAGGUUUGUGUUGUUUUUAUUCAUUUUUCUCAUCUCUCCUUCCAGGUGGCGAAGCCGUCCAACCACGCCACCAUCCAGAGCAUAGUCCGAGCCGUUGGCAUCAUCCCCGGUGUCCCUGAGCCCUGCUGCGUCCCCGAAAAGAUGAGUCCUCUGCCUGUGCUUUACCAGGAUGAAUCCAGGAACCCAGUGCUGAAGAUUUACCCCGACAUGUCUGUGCAGUCCUGCUCCUGCAGAUAGGAAGGGGAGGGCGAUUGAGGCAGAGGAGAAAACAGGGUGGACGUGCAGAAAAUAAACAGAAAACUAAUGGGGACAGAACCAUACCUCUGUUUGGUGUCCUGACACUGAGGAACAAACUCACUUUGGCCGUCGGUAUUCCUGGAGGAACUCUGGCUGUAGAGAAAUCACUUCCAUCUCUUCUGUCCCGCGGCAGCAGACAUGAAGAGACACAUUGUCUGGCAUCUGCUUCAGCAGGAGGAACAGAGUCACACGUGUAAAGUCAGGGCUCCACAUGUCCCAGACGCCCGCUUGUUUUGAUUCUGUGUUUGAGAUUAAAACGGAGGAUUUUACAGACAGGAGCGUUUUAAAGGAUGUUUUCCUUUUAUCUCAGAACGUAGUUGUUGUUCAAGCAGCUCGCAGCGAGUUUGAGUUGGUGUUUUCUUUGGACACAAAAGCUCUGAAUAAAGACUUUAUCUUUGUGUCAUCAGGCAGCUGAAAGAGUCGCAUACAGAUGAUAGAGAUUAUGAUACAUUUUCCUACAUACUUUGUACAGAUGUUCCUACUCUAAUGAAAAUCAGACGCCACAUUGUACAUACAUGCGAUGCUCAUUUGUUUUCAGGAGAGGAAGGUUAUUGUUUUCCUUUCUUUCUUAUGUUAAAAGGAAAUAUGUCACGAAUUACAGACAGCAUCUGGGAUUCAUUUACACCCCCUCAUAACACUUCAAGAAUGUUUUAUUAAAAGCAGAAAUAUUUUUCUAUUUUGAAUGUGAAACUUGCUUAAAAUAAGUUGUCAUGGUUACUAGUUUAUGUAUUACGUUAUUUUAGAGAGAUGUGGUUUUGUACAUGUGUAUUGUUUAAAUUAUGAAAAGGUAGCCCUCUAUAUGUUAGAAUAAAAGGUAAUUUAAUCCCAUGCUUUCGCUGGAAUAUUAUUGUUUUACUCACCUUGUGUUAUUCUUAGUCAUUACUGGUUAUGGGGUCUGGUUCUUUGGGGGACGUUUUGGUCCAAACAAAGCUAAAAGGGCACCUCUGUUUUAAAAUAGCUUACUACGAAAGCAGGAAGGUCCCACUCAGAGAUAUCUAACAUUCCCUCAAAGCCUCUUGAACCCAUUAUUACCCCACACCAAAGGCUCGGCGUCUGUUGUCCAGCAAAUAAUGUGACUGAUGCAGAUGCCUUGGGUUAAUGGUUGAUGGAGGAAGCAGGCAUGCACCCAUUAGGACGUCAGCCACUUGAACUUCAAAACACUUCCCCAUUUCUCUUCCUCUGCCCCCUCGAUACGAGAGCAGAACCACUCCAACUGCAGGAUUUCUUUUUAAACAGAUGGUAACAGGAAGAUGAUCUCAGCCACUUUGACUGAACUGCUGUCACUUUUAUUCACAGCAGGAGGAGGGGGGGGACCCAUGUGGUGUUUAAACAGUGUGUCAAGCUGACAGAGAAAUGACAGAGGGACCCUUAUGAUUAUUAACCCGUCACUUUGUGUUUGUUUUUGCCCCAAGCUUGGAAAAGUUGGCACAAGGGGACCACAUCUGUUUGCAACAACAAAAUGCUCCAAAGUUCACCGGGACUCCACUGUGCUGUAUUUUAUUUACCACCGAAAGGGACAUUUGGAGACAACAAGAGGGGGCAGGGACAAGAGAUUAAGUCUUUGAACUGUUUAAUGUGGCUGCGAGUUUUACUGAGGGGGAGAUGGAAAAAAAACAGUGCCACCAAUCCUUCCUGCACUUCUCUGUCAGUAAUGAUAAGAAAAUUUGAAACUAUUCACCCACCAUAUAAAGACCCCAUAUUUCUUAAUUCAUAGGACUGAUCAAAUGGAGAUCAUAGUACUUUUCUGAUGGAGAUUUUCUUUGUUUUUACCAUAGACUGUAUAUACUAUGGACAACUUAGUUCCACCUCCCGCCAGUAUAUGGAUUUGAAGCCAAAAAGCUCUCGGUAAUUUCACAAUUUUUCUCCUUUUCCUGAAACCAUCAUAGCGCAGUAAUAUUGUACGCAUUCGGCAGGAGAGUCGCAGAGAGUCACUGUGAUGACACUCGGCUCAAACAGCGUAUCCCCCCGGGUGAGCUACUCUUCAUACACCCAUAGGCUGUAUCAGGUGUCAAUCAUAGAAAACAUGAACCCCCUAAUAACUUUUAAAAAUGGAGCUGUACAGAAAAAAGAGGACUUGAGCACAAACCAGUCUUACAAUAACUACAUGUCAACAUCACAAGCAGGGGGGAGAAAAAUGUAUAUUCUGUGUAAUAAAUCUCUAAAGUUUGUCCACAGCUCCAUAAGCUUUGCUGGAGGAGGCGGGAUUUAUGACCUAUACUGCAGCCCAUCACCAGAGGGUGCUGUUCUUGGAGUGGCUUCACCUAGCGAGGAGGCAGACGGCGUCUAUUCUAUAUACGGUCUUUGGAUUUUACUGUAAAAAGUGACAAGAAAAUCCACUUCUGUCAGUGUUAUUCAGUUGCAUUGAGCAGUACAGACUUGGUGGAACUGGAAUAUGCUUAAAUUGACGUAUAAUCACCUCAAUAGGAAAAUCAUCUAGUUUUUGAAACUUGUAAUUAGCCUUUAGGUUCUUGCAACGCCAUGUUUCUACAUUUGGAAAGAACCAACUGCAGAGACCGUACCAUCCAGAAGACAAAAGAAGAAGAGGGUUGUUGUUGUUGCAUGCAGAAGAAUUUGAAUUGACAGAUUUUGGUUGUAAAAACUUAAAAAAUGGAGGAAAACACUCAUUCUGCUUCAGGAGCAUCUUGUCCUUCCAGGCCGCUAUGUAUUCUGUAAUUUCACCAACAGGAGGGGUGAGCAAGGGAGCAUUUCAAACUUAAA
Messenger RNA from Xyrichtys novacula (pearly razorfish), 7665 nucleotides. NCBI's taxonomy places the organism in Eukaryota, Metazoa, Chordata, Actinopteri, Labriformes, Labridae. The record is from the annotation of a GenBank genome assembly.